Emiliania huxleyi CCMP1516 is the source of this 744-nucleotide messenger RNA. RefSeq lists its product as hypothetical. Gene Ontology annotation, molecular function: peptidyl-prolyl cis-trans isomerase activity; methylthiotransferase activity; 4 iron, 4 sulfur cluster binding. The record is from RefSeq and is a predicted model, not a curated record. The annotation marks the transcript as partial. Gene Ontology annotation, biological process: tRNA methylthiolation. The transcript has 3 exons. Lineage: Eukaryota; Haptophyta; Isochrysidales; Noelaerhabdaceae.
AUGCUGCUCUACCUCACCCAAGCCGCCGCCUGGAUCACCGCGCCGCCGCCGCUGGACUCCGUUCAUUCCGAGCGGCUCGGCCGGGCUCCUCCUCCGCGGCUGGCGGCAGAGGAGGCAGUAAGAUUGACGGGCGACGAAGCAGCAGACCGGAUGAUACUGCAGCGGCUCGCUGCGACCGGGUCGGCCGGGCGGGCCAAGCUGCGACGCGACGAGCUUCCCGUGGCGGCAGGCCGCUCCCUCGCCGACCUCGCCCUCGGCAAGACCGUCGAGUGGAAGCGCGCGGUCAACAAGGCGCGCAGCGACGCGGUGACGGCGGUGCGCGUGAGGCACAUCGUCGUGGACUCGCGCGAGAUGGCGGAGACGCUGAGCGAGCAGCUGCGCGGCGGCGGCGCGCGGUUCGACGAACUCGCCCGCCUCUCGACCUGCGCGGUGACGCGAGACAAGGGUGGCGAGGUUGGCUGGAGCGGGAUCGAGGACGAGCACCUCGACGAGUACUUUCCGAGAAACUUGCGCGAGGCGGCGAUGGCGACCAAGCCGGGCGACGCCUUCCUCGGCGAGACGCCGCUCGGCUGGCACGUCGUCCAGAUGAACACGGCGGACGCGGAGCGGAUGGAGGGGCAGCUGCGCUCGCUCGGCUUUGCGCGGGCGGAGGAGGGCACGCCGGCGCAGGUGGUUGUGCUCAACACGUGCUCCAUCCGCGAGCACGCCGAGGCAAAGGUCUACUCGUACCUCGGCCCGCACGCG